Messenger RNA from Trachymyrmex cornetzi, 5277 nucleotides. Its product is annotated as collagen alpha-1(XI) chain. The coding region runs from base 1 to 5109 and encodes 1702 amino acids. The transcript is spliced from 18 exons. Gene Ontology annotation, molecular function: extracellular matrix structural constituent. NCBI's taxonomy places the organism in Eukaryota, Metazoa, Arthropoda, Insecta, Hymenoptera, Formicidae. The record is from RefSeq and is a predicted model, not a curated record. Gene Ontology annotation, cellular component: extracellular matrix.
AUGCGGCUACUGGACCACACGAGAAGACAAUGGAGAACGCUGCGAUCUACGUGGAUCAUGCUUCUUGUACAUUCAUUGUUUUUGAUGGUGCUCAUCCUAUCCGGUUUGCAGCGAAACGCAGUGGAUGCUGCGCUGCAAGACGCAUCGAAGAAUGUGACUGAUAUAAUUGAAGCUAUGGGGAUGCAAGAGCAACUUUUCGGAGUGAGAAGAACGGAAAGUCGUUGCAGAGAUGAUACGAUCGCGUACGAUAUUAUGGAAGCUGCGAUUCUGAUGGCUCCUACCAACGUAUUAUUUCCGGCUGGCAUACCACAAGAUUUUUCUAUCUUGGUUGUUGCAAAGCCGAGAGCUAACGAGUCAACGUCCAAAGAUUACUCCACGUCGGUACUUUUUACUAUCUACGGUGAUAGUGGCGAAGAACAGUUAAUUCUUUCGUUGGGGCGCAAUAUUGAAUUUUUCUAUAGCACAAAUCCAGACAACAGAAAUGAACCUAUUUCUUUUGAUGUCGGUAUUUCCGACGGGCAAUGGCAUCGAUUAGGAGUUAGUAUUAAGGGAGAUGCCGUUACGAUUAUUCUCGAUUGCAAUAGACAUAUUACGAAAAAAUUGCGGAAGAAUGUCGAAAAAACAAUUGCUGGCAUCCUUAUGAUUGGACAACAACUUAAGGGUGAUUUAUAUCUGGGAAGUCUUGAGAUGCUGAAAAUUGCUCUAAAUCCAGACGCUGCUUACGAAAUCUGUACAACGUUUGCGCCAGAUUGUGAACGUGAAUCAAGAUAUGGACUGAAUUAUAAUUCAUCUUUCAAUGAAGAUGAUUACGAAGAAGAAAACGAGAGUGACUCAGAUGAAGAUGAUAACCGAGAUUUUCUACCUCAUGGCACAAUAACAAAUACAAUUAACGUUUUGACAUCAGCGACUAAGAAUUCCACAUCUUACGAAGUGGAAAUAACGACGAUGGCGAAUGUGUAUAAUGCGGAAUCAAAUCAUCAGCAGAAUUACGGAGAAUCGACAAAUAACCCUUACGACGAAGAAUAUAUAAAGCGUUAUAAUAACCGAGGUUCACCUGGGCUCCGUGGGUUUCCUGGGCCGCCAGGAGUACUCGGCCCUCCCGGCGAGAAGGGCGAACCCGGACGAGAUGGAUUGCCCGGAUUGCCAGGUGUAUCUGGUCCGCCAGGUAACGUCUUCGUGAUACCCUCGUUGAAUCAACAGGGCAACGAAAAAGGACCGGAUUCUCAGGCAGAAAUGUUGCGGCAGAUGAUAUCACAACAUAUGCUUGCAAUGAGAGGCGUAGAAGGCCCGAUGGGUCUUACAGGUGUCCCGGGUCCAGAUGGACCGCCUGGGCCUCAAGGUCAGAAAGGAGAACCUGGUGAAAUCGGCGAACCUGGACUUAGAGGGGAUCAAGGAAGUCCUGGAAAUCCUGGCAGAGAGGGUAGGAGAGGUCGUCCCGGCAGAGACGGCGAACGCGGUCUCAGUGGACUGCCAGGAAUGAAAGGAGAGCAAGGGCAAAUAGGAUUACCAGGUCUACCAGGUGAUAAAGGCGAACGGGGAUCCUCAGGUAAACCUGGUGAAUCAGGUUUGCCUGGUCACGAAGGAAUGCAGGGUGAAGAUGGUCCUCCAGGUUUACCAGGUCUACCCGGUGAAUUGGGUCCGAGAGGGUUUAUUGGACCAAGAGGUUUUGCUGGAUUACCAGGUAAUCCCGGUAUUCCUGGAAACGAAGGGCCACCCGGUAUUAAAGGUAAUGCUGGUCCACUCGGUCCACCUGGUGCACCGGGACAAUCAGGACCUACAGGUUCAAUAGGACCACCUGGACCUCAGGGUCCACUAGGGCCGAUCGGUUUAGUUGGUCCACAAGGAAAACCAGGAAUUCCAGGUCUUUCGGGUGCUGAUGGAUCUCCUGGACUUCCAGGCAAUCCUGGAAUCCCAGGGACAAAGGGCGAGCAAGGUCCAUCGGGUUUACAGGGACCGGUGGGAUUUCCGGGUGUUCGAGGUGUAAAGGGCGAUGAGGGGCAACGUGGCGUAGCAGGUGAACGCGGUGAAAAAGGUGAUAGAGGUUUGGAAGGCGAAAAAGGUGACACCGGAGCGAAAGGAGAGCCCGGAGCGACAGGUCCGCAGGGCAUUCCUGGCCUUGAAGGUUUGGAAGGGUCGAAAGGUUUUGAGGGACUUCGUGGUGAGACUGGGCCCGCUGGUUUGCCUGGAGAAAAGGGAAAGGUAGGCCUACCAGGGUACGUUGGUUAUCCUGGAAAUCCUGGAGAAAAAGGGGACAAAGGGCAACUAGGAAUUCAAGGAUCAAGCGGCGAUAAAGGAGAAAGAGGAAACAGCGGAUUACAAGGAGAACGAGGUACAACGGGCCCACGGGGUUUUAGAGGAACUCGUGGAAGAAGAGGCGCGGAAGGAUUACCAGGACCAAAAGGCGACACUGGUCAGCCGGGCCCCCCUGGAUCGUCAGGAGAGAUCGGGCCUCCCGGUGUUGAAGGUCCACGUGGAUUCGCUGGACCAUCGGGUCCACCGGGUCUCGAUGGAAAAGAUGGUAUACCAGGUCCACCCGGUGAGCGUGGUCCAACUGGUGAAUCAGGAUCUCCAGGACCUCCGGGAAUUCCCGGUGUUAUUGGUCUUCCAGGACCAUCUGGAGAACCUGGUCAACCAGGCGAGCCUGGAGCAUCUGGUAGUCCGGGGGCUCCGGGUGAAAUCGGUUUACCGGGUGAACAAGGGAAAGAAGGGCCGACGGGUCCAUCUGGCUUGACAGGACUCAAAGGAUCGCCGGGUCCUGGCGGAUUACCAGGAUUUCCAGGUGAAAGAGGUCUGAGCGGUUUACCGGGAUUGCCUGGCUUGAAGGGUGAAAUGGGACUUAUUGGAGCUCAAGGGCCACCCGGUGACAAGGGUAUUCAAGGAGAACCCGGAAAAGACGGAUCGCCAGGUCCAGAAGGGAAACAAGGGCACAAAGGAGAUGAGGGUUCCAUCGGCCUCAAAGGCGAAAAAGGUGAUCCUGGGCCAGUUGGACCUGUAGGUCGUGACGGUCUACCGGGACAACGGGGUUUAUCAGGCCCACCCGGACCAGUUGGUUCUCCGGGCGAAGACGGUGAUAAAGGAAACGUAGGUCCACCUGGUGAAAAAGGAUUCAAAGGAUCUCAAGGGGACGUAGGUUUUCCAGGUCCGCAAGGAGUACAAGGACCACGUGGUGAAUCUGGUUUAGUAGGUCCUCCAGGAGAGAAAGGACCACCGGGUGAGAUUGGACAGCGAGGGCCAAAAGGCGAGGUCGGUCCGGUCGGGGCAACUGGACCUGCUGGAUCUGUAGGACCGAGUGGUUUACCAGGUCAACCAGGUGUAAAAGGUGAAGUUGGAGAUCCUGGAACUAUUGGUUCUAUAGGUCCUUUAGGAAUUCCGGGAGAGCGAGGUCUAAGAGGGUCCAAGGGCCUUAAGGGUACAAAAGGUCCGACGGGUCCGGAAGGUCGUCAAGGCGAAAAAGGAGAUGACGGAAUGCCAGGACCUCUCGGAAAGCCAGGACUAGAGGGAAAACAGGGAGAAAGAGGUCUACCAGGAAUAAAGGGAGAGGAAGGUAAAUUAGGACUUCUUGGACUUCCUGGACUACGAGGAUUAAUUGGUCCCGAGGGACCAAAAGGUGAUGCUGGGUUACCUGGUCUUCCUGGUCCGCCUGGAGAACCCGGUCUCAUGGGCGCGAAAGGUGAGUCUGGAAAGGACGGCGAGGAUGGACGAAUAGGUGAUCCUGGCGUACCAGGCGAAGCUGGACUACCUGGCAAGGAAGGAUUAUCGGGUCCUCCUGGGAAAUCGGGUCCGGAAGGACUUGCGGGUCAGCAAGGUAAUACAGGUUUGCCAGGAGAGAAAGGAGAUAUCGGUCUCCCUGGAGCGCCGGGUUUUGAAGGACCUGUCGGACCUCAAGGUCCUUCUGGUUUGCCUGGCUUACCAGGCGAAAGAGGUUUGCCAGGCGCGGCUGGGGAAAAUGGUAUUGUAGGUAUGCCGGGAGCUGUUGGAGCUCCUGGGAUUAUUGGACCGAUUGGUUUAAAAGGCCAGAAAGGUGAUAAAGGUCGUAGAGGAAUUAAAGGAUAUCGAGGCGAACCGGGACUGAUUGGAAUUAAAGGCGAUCAUGGAAAACGGGGAGAGAAAGGUGAUCGCGGACUUCCUGGAACACAAGGAUUCAAAGGAAAUCCUGGACAUUCUGGUCAGGUUGGACCUAGAGGGGAACAAGGAUUUGUUGGUCUACCCGGACCAUUGGGACCGCCUGGGCUAAAAGGUAAUGCUGGAAAUGAUGGGAUGCGAGGUGACCUAGGUCCGGCGGGUCCGCCAGGCCCACCAGGACCGCCUGGCUUGUCAAUAGGACAGUCCGAUUUUGACAGAAUAAUACCACCUAUGAUAUAUCGUGACCAAUUAGCCAGAAGAAAACGUGAUGCUUUCGAGGACAUCGAUGAAGAGGAGAUAUUCGACAAGAAGCUUUCAGACAUAAACAAGGCUUUUUAUAACAUACGACAGGAAUUGCAUUUAAUGCGUAAGCCAAUUGGUACCAGAGAUAAUCCGGCGAGGACAUGCAGAGACUUGUUUUACGGACAUUCUGAUUUUAAGGAUGGUUGGUACUGGAUCGAUCCAAAUUUGGGCAUGCCAGACGACGCUAUUAGUGUGAUUUGUAAUAUCACGAACAUGGGCGAAACUUGCAUCUUUCCAGACAUUCACAGUAGUCACAUGCCGAGCAUACCGUGGAGAAAAGAAAAUAAUAAAACCGACUGGUACUCGCAUCUACGUGGAGGAUUUAGAAUAAGUUAUGAGACAAUCGGAGUUGUGCAGAUGAACUUCCUACGUCUACUUAGUCAAGAAGCUUAUCAGAAUUUUACGUAUACGUGCACGAACAGCGUUGCUUGGUACGAUGGCGAGAAUCGCAAUUACAAUCUCUCACUGCGAUUACUCGGCGACAACGGGGACGAAUUUUCGUACAACAAUAUCAGGCCUCACCUCAUCGCGGACGAGUGCAAGAGCCGAAGUCGUAAGGAGACCGUGUUCUUAAUUCGCACCAGCAAGUUACAACAGCUACCGCUGAUCGAUUUUUAUCCAGUCGAUUACGGAUUACCACAACAAGCUUUCGGCUUCAAAGUCGGCCCAGUUUGUUUCAAAUAGGCCAGUAAAUUUCAUCACACUAUUGUCUCGUAAUUAUAUAAUUUUUUACAUAAUUAGUAAUUAAUUAAGAACACGAGAAGUGUAAUUUAAUGCGAGGUUCGAUUUAUGCAUAAUUCAAGAAGUAGGAGAUUUUUAUCGUGUAUUUAUAGCAUGAUUAUGGACUUUAUA